CCGCCCAUGCAUUCCCACCGCCUCUUCCCGCAAUAUAAAUACCCCCCUCCCCCCAUUCAUCCGCACUGCCCAAGAGAUCUAUCGAUUCGAGCCUAGCUAAUUGCUACCUUGCUACUCUACUGUAUUGAUCCAUCGCAUCCAUGGCAAUUCUCGACCUCCACCUGCCCGUCACGAAACCUCCUCCUCCUCCUCACGCGGAAGCUCAUCCGCAGCAGCAGCAAUGCCUCCGUCAAGCCAAGCCCAGCGACGACGACGACGACGACGACGACGAGCGCGUGCUGCUCAAGGGCGUGCGCCACCUGUGCGAGCGCGGCACCAUUACGAGGCUGCCCGCCCGCUACGUCCUCCAACCCUCCGACCGCCCAGCAGCAGCAGCAGCAGCUUCGUCCCUCCCAGACACUAACCUCACCAGCCUCCCCGUCAUCGACCUCGCCCGCCUCCGCUCUCCCGCAGAGCGCGGCGCCGCCCUGGCCGAGCUGGACGCGGCCUGCAGGGACUACGGCUUCUUCCAGAUCGUCAACCACGGCGUGGACGAGGACACCGUGCGGAGGAUGCUGGACGUGGCGCGCCGCUUCUUCGAGCUACCCUUCGCGGACCGCGCGCGCUACAUGUCCUCCGACAUCCGCUGCCCGGUGCGCUACGGCACCAGCUUCAACCAGCUCAACGACGGCGUCCUCUGCUGGCGGGACUUCCUCAAGCUCGUCUGCAACAACCUCGCCGACGUCGCCCCGUCGUGGCCAGACGCGCCCCUCGACCUCAGGGAGGUGGUGUCGUCGUACGCGCGGGCGAGCCAGCGGCUGUUCAAGGAGCUCAUGGAGGCGGUGCUCCGGGCGCUGGGCAUCCGCCAUGAAGGAGGCGAGGCCAUCUUGAACGAUUGCGACGCCGGGUCGCAGAUGCUGAUCGUCAACUGCUUCCCUGCGUGCCCGGAGCCGGAUCUGACGCUGGGGAUGCCGCCCCACUCCGACUACGGCUUCCUCACCAUCCUCCUCCAGGAUCAGGUGAACGGCCUCGAGGUCAGGCACGCCGACAGGUGGGUCCUCGUCGACCCCCUGCCCGGAUGCCUCGUCGUCAACAUCGGAGACCACUUGGAGAUCUACAGCAACGGUCGUUACAAGAGCGUGCUUCACCGGGUGCGCGUGAACUCGGCUCGGUCGCGCAUCUCGGUGGCGUCGCUGCACAGCCUGCCGCCGGAGAGGGUGAUCGGGCCGGCGGCGGAGCUGGUGAACGAGGAGAAGAACCCACGGAGGUACAUGGACACGGACUUCGCCACCUUCCUCGACUUCCUGGCCUCCGCCGAGGGCAAGCACAAGUCCUUCCUCCAGUCCAGGAGGAUCCAUCAUCCUCAACGUCUAUCAACCUAGCUAGCAGCUGCAGAUCGAUCCCAUCCGUCCAUCCACGCGUUCACUCUCGGCAAUCUCUCUCUCUCUCUCUAUAUAUUGCUAGGGAGGGAAAAGUCAACACGUACGGUUGAUCGAGCUCACUGGUCAAACGGGCAGCCGUUGGAUGGAACCCCAACCGUGGGUUGGUGCUUGCAUCGAUCAUUUGCAUAUGAGUCCGUUUGGUUGUCAGCAUCGCAGUAAUCUGGCUCAUAUUAGUGAGUCAGGUUUAUUUGAGUCUAGCGCAGCUUCAUUUUGUUUCGUCGGUUGCACUUGCUUAGGCGUCUGGUUGAGAGGAGAUUAUAUUUAGCUGUCCGUAUAAGUAUAUAUUGAAAUGAAAAAGUAAGUGUUAAUAUAAAGUUUAUUUUGCAUAAAUACACUCUGUAGUACUUAAUUUAUCGUAUUAUAUCUUAAUCUAAUUUGAAAUAUACUAAUAUAAUUUAAUACUCACUAAUCAUAUGCUAAUACCAUCAUUAGUUAAUCGCAUAUCUCCAUACCGUGAGUCUGACUCUUUCUGUGUUUCCACAUUGUCAGGCUGAGAAGCCAUUUUUAAUCCCGUGAGCUAAGACUAGAAGUGCAUAUAAGUAACCAAACAGUUUCUCCAUGUAUCUCACAAACCAAAUCAAACUAGACCAUAUAUAGAUAAUCAAACUCACCCUAAUUGUAUGUAGCUCAUUGAAGCUAAGCUAUACAUGUAUGUUGAAAGCUCAAAAUUAUGA
Messenger RNA from Phragmites australis (common reed), 2095 nucleotides. Its product is annotated as probable 2-oxoglutarate-dependent dioxygenase SLC1. Bases 141 to 1361 code for a protein of 406 amino acids. The transcript is spliced from 3 exons. The record is from RefSeq and is a predicted model, not a curated record. NCBI's taxonomy places the organism in Eukaryota, Viridiplantae, Streptophyta, Magnoliopsida, Poales, Poaceae.